Molecule: messenger RNA, 333 nt
Organism: Ectocarpus siliculosus
Lineage: Eukaryota; Phaeophyceae; Ectocarpales; Ectocarpaceae
Source: the annotation of a GenBank genome assembly
AUGGCUGAAGCUUGGUACUACGUGGACGAUGCCACCAACGCCCAGCAAGGGCCGUGCACGAUCCCGGAGCUGGAGAGGCUCUAUGCGUCCUCCUCCGUGACCGACUCAACGCUCUUCUGGAAGGACGGGCAGGCGGAUUGGUCGGCUCUGUCAGCCUUGCCCUCGCUGCACGCCCAGGUCACGGCUCCGCCGCAGCGCGGUCCGCCGGCCUUGCCAGCGAAGACGCUCCCGCCGGUGCCCGCUAAGCCUAGGGCGGGAGGAGGGGGGGGCGGGGCGUACGCAGCGGCGCAGGCUAGUGGAGCCGUAGUUCAGAGCAUGUCAGUGUUAGGUUAG